Molecule: messenger RNA, 1842 nt
Organism: Blepharisma stoltei
Lineage: Eukaryota; Ciliophora; Heterotrichea; Heterotrichida; Blepharismidae
Source: the annotation of a GenBank genome assembly
AUGAUGGAUCCAGUUCUCAUCUCAGUCAGAAGCCAGCAAAACCCUUCAUCAGUAUCUAAGCGAAGCUUAUUAUCAUCUUCUAUAGACUCUGCUCAAGAAGAAGCAUAUAAAUCAACAUUGAAAAAUUUAGAAGAAAAGAUCCGAUCUGCAGUCCACAAUGAAAAAGAACUGCAAAUUCUAUCAGCGAAAGAAAAAGAAAGAGAACUGCAGCUGAAAUCUGAAUUAAAACUUAAAAAUAAGUCAAAUGCUUUAGAAUUGGAACGACAAAUCAAUGAAAAGAAAAACCGUCUGCUUAAAGAAAAGGAGGAAUUUAAAGUUCCUGGGAUCUCAGAGGAUUUUCAUGGGUACCCAAACAUUCCAGAAACUCCUAAUUUUCCGUAUAUAAAUAUAGUGAGAAAUCUAAAGUUUUAGGAAAUAAAUUCCUAUAUGUAUAAAAAAAUACUACUGCAAUGUUUAAUUAUAAAUUUAAUAAUCUUUUAAAUUUCUAUUUAUUUUCUAAAAUUUAUCAGAGUAUUUUUAAAAUUAUUGCAAAAAAAUAUAUAUUUCUCUUAUAAAGAGAAUAAAAAUUUUUGUUCAUGAUAUGGAUAAGUAAGCAAUUAAGAAGGGAAAGAGAACUCGCCAUAAAGCGAGGAGUUAAAAAAGAUCUUACAUUACAAAUUCAAAGCAAAACCAAAGAACUUGAACAACAAAAAGCUAGAGAAAAAGAGCUUGAUUUAGACUUUUUGUCAAGAGCAAAACAGUCAUUGGAUAUUGAAAAAGAACUAAAAAAGGAUAAAAAAUUAAGAGAAAAAGAAUUAUUAACUUCCUAUUGGAAUCAAGAAAUUAAAGCAAAAGAGCUCAAGAAAAACUUCGAAAGAGCUGCCAGAGGCCAAAAAAUUAAAAAUAACGACAUAAUUAUUGAAGAUAAAGAAAACGAAGAAAUUGAAAUUGACUAUAAAAGCAACGAUAUAGAAGAACCACCAAAGGUGGAAAGCCCUAUAAUUCCAAAGCAAAAAGAGGAGGAAAAAAUCGAAGUUGACGAUAUUUAUAGAUCGCUCUAUAUCAAAAAGCUCGAAAAUUUGUUAGAAAAGAAAUCAAGUGAUACCAAAUCAAUUGUCUCCACUUACUCAAAAUUUGAUAAAAGGCAGAAAUUGCUUAGUCUCUCUUUGUUUAGCGAGCAGAGCUAUUAGAAAAAUUCUAUUUUGAUAGAUAAUAAUAAUUAUAAUUAUUAUUAUUAUUAUUAUUAUUAUAAUAAGAUCUCAAAUUAAUGAAAUUUUAAUCUAGAAAUAUAUAUUUUUAAAAUUAAUAAAAUUUACUAUCUUUAUAAGAACUAAAAUUAAGAAGAAUUUUAUAUAGAAUUAUUUAAUUAAUCCCUUUAUUCCUGAUCAAAAAUUAUUGCACAUUUAAUGAAGGAGAAUUAAUAAAGCAAUGCAAAUUAAAGCAAAAAUUGACCAGCAAACUCAAAGGAAUUAUCAGGAAAAAAUUAAAAGUAUGAUCAUAGUUAAAAUGGUAAGACCUGGUAAAGGACAGCUCCAUUAUUCGGGCUCAGUAAAGGGAAUCCUUGAUUCUCUGAGAGUCUUGGUCAACAGAAACUCUACCAAGUGUGCGUGGUAAUGGAAAAGAGAGUUCUUAAGAGCUGGAGGCUAAUGAAGUUCUAAGAUUUGAAUAGCUGCCGACUCGUUGCUCAGAGUGGAGAUCGUUCUCUAUUAAUUACUCACAGAGAAGACAAAAAUUAAUUGAUUUGAGUAAUUUUAUUAACUAACUAAAAAUAUGAUUAACCAAGCGAAAAGGCAUCGAAACAGAUUCAGCAAUUCUGUGUCUCCUGGAUUUUCACCUAUACCUAGAUAUUCAUCAUUAGGGUAA